Caenorhabditis bovis is the source of this 936-nucleotide messenger RNA. NCBI's taxonomy places the organism in Eukaryota, Metazoa, Nematoda, Chromadorea, Rhabditida, Rhabditidae. The record is from the annotation of a GenBank genome assembly.
AUGACGACAGCCACGACGUCGUCGAUCGGUGGUUUUGGAAAAGCCGAUGAUAACAUCAGAAUCCUUCUCAUGGCAUCGGUUCGCAAUGAAUUCGGCGAUUCUUGCGUCUUCACAAGACUCGGUGUCACCGCAUUGGGACAACAUUACGUGCUCGUGGCACGAAAAAGAUUCCUCGCCGGUUAUCAGACACACAUGAUUACUGCAAAUAUGCGAAAUCGGCCGUUCAUCUCAGCACCCUUCAAAAUCAGCGGAACACAGACGCUGGCCGAGUCACGCGAGUUCAUUGAACGGCUUGGAGUCGAACUCGCCAAACCAGGAAUGUUCUCAUUCGAUGCACAACCGGAAGGAUGCUGCAUUCCGGUGGGCAAGGAAUGGAUUCAGCUAGACGAGGUUCCCGCCGAAGUGCACAAUGAUCAAGACGCAUUUUUAGAAAAAGGUGACGAGGUGUUCUGUGAGGUCAUCGUGUCCGGCGUCAAAUUCUACCACAGCGGAAUCUACGCGGGAAACGGCGAUGUUUAUCAUUUCGUUUGUGAUCCGCAAGAAUCGGAAUCGUUCGCCGACGCACUUCAAGUUUUUCAUGGCGUUCCAGCGCGAGUUCUCUAUGACUCAUGGUUCGAGUAUGUCUACGCAUUAAUUGAAGUUUCAGAUGUGCCGCCGAGAAUCUUCCGAGUGUCCCAUCCAUUAAUAUGCAGGUCUGGCGACCAGGUUGUCAAAGAGGCUGAAAAUCUGCAAUCAAUAAUGUUCAAUUACGACAUUCGCCGCUCAAACUGUCAACAUUUCUCAUCAAUGUGCUCGACGGGAGUCGCAUUCUCCUACGACAUGACGUCAAACUUCAAAUAUUUUGCAUGCACCGUUUUGAAGCCGACGUCGACUGUCGUCUGCGCGAUGGCUCGAUCUCACAAAGAUCGCUCCAGCUUCAACAGCUCGUCCUCAUAA